This is a messenger RNA of Rhincodon typus (whale shark), 8790 nucleotides long. It is a transcript of the gene dnm2a, whose product is annotated as dynamin 2a. NCBI's taxonomy places the organism in Eukaryota, Metazoa, Chordata, Chondrichthyes, Orectolobiformes, Rhincodontidae. The transcript is spliced from 21 exons. The coding region runs from base 107 to 2668 and encodes 853 amino acids. The record is from RefSeq and is a predicted model, not a curated record. Gene Ontology annotation, cellular component: microtubule; cytoplasm; membrane. Gene Ontology annotation, molecular function: GTP binding; microtubule binding; GTPase activity.
CGGUAGAUCUGGCGAGUUGGAUGUGGCCGGUUAUCCGGCGGGCCUAGGGUGUGAUCGGAAGCGCAGGCCGCAGGCGCUGGGAGUGAAUCAAUCCCCGAGCGGCGCCAUGGGGAACCGGGGGAUGGAGGAUCUGAUCCCGCUGGUUAACAAGCUGCAGGACGCUUUCAGCUCCAUCGGUCAGAGCUGUAACCUCGACCUGCCGCAGAUCGCCGUGGUGGGCGGGCAGAGCGCCGGCAAAAGCUCGGUGUUGGAGAACUUCGUCGGCAGGGAUUUUCUUCCUCGUGGUUCUGGAAUUAUUACUCGCCGGCCGCUUGUUCUGCAGCUCAUCAAUGCAAAAACGGAACAUGCCGAAUUUCUGCACUGCAAAGGGAAGAAGUUUACAGAUUUUGAGGAGGUUCGACAGGAAAUCGAAGCAGAGACUGACAGAGUUACAGGGAGCAAUAAAGGAAUCUCGCCGAUUCCUAUCAACUUGAGGGUGCAUUCUCCAAAUGUUUUAAACCUGACAUUGAUUGAUUUACCGGGUAUCACCAAGGUUCCAGUUGGUGACCAGCCAGCUGACAUAGAACACCAGAUCAAAGAAAUGAUUAUGCAGUUUAUCAGCAAAGAGAACUGUCUUAUACUGGCUGUCACUCCAGCGAACUCUGACCUCGCCAAUUCAGAUGCACUCAAGCUUGCCAAGGAGGUUGACCCACAAGGUUUGAGGGUGAUCGGUGUGAUCACAAAACUGGAUCUAAUGGACGAAGGGACUGAUGCUCGGGAUAUCCUGGAAAACCGGCUGCUGCCUCUUCGCAGGGGCUACAUUGGUGUGGUGAACAGAAGUCAAAAAGAUAUUGAUGGUAAGAAGGACAUCUGUGCAGCCAUAGCGGCUGAGAGGAAGUUUUUCCUGUCUCACCCCUCGUACCGCCAUAUGGCUGAUCGCAUGGGGACUCCACACUUACAGAAGAUACUCAACCAGCAAUUGACGAAUCACAUCCGUGAAACCUUGCCCGCACUGAGGAACAAGUUACAGAGUCAGAUGCUAUCCCUGGAGAAAGAGGUUGAGGAAUAUAAAAACUUUCGACCAGAUGAUCCCACCAGGAAAACCAAGGCACUCCUCCAGAUGGUGCAGCAAUUUGGAGUGGACUUUGAGAAGAGAAUCGAAGGCUCGGGUGACCAGGUGGAUACAGUGGAACUGUCUGGAGGUGCAAGAAUUAACCGCAUCUUCCAUGAGCGAUUCCCAUUUGAGCUAGUGAAGAUGGAAUUUGAUGAAAAAGAGCUGCGAAGAGAAAUCAGCUACGCAAUCAAAAAUAUCCAUGGUGUCAGAACGGGGCUCUUCACCCCAGACUUGGCAUUUGACGCAAUAGUGAAAAAGCAGGUGGUGAAGCUGAAAACACCGUGUUUGAAGUGUGUGGACAUGGUUAUCCAGGAGUUGGUAAACACUGUCAGACAGUGCACACUCAAGCUCAACUCCUUUCCUAGGUUACGAGAGGAGACAGAGAGGAUCGUAACCACUCACGUCCGAGAUCGGGAGGGAAAGACCAAGGAUCAGAUCCUUUUAUUGAUUGACAUCGAACUGUCCUAUAUCAACACAAACCACGAGGACUUCAUCGGAUUUGCAAAUGCACAGCAGAGAAGCAGCCAGUUAACAAAGAAACGAGCGGUUCCAAACCAGGGUGAGAUUCUGGUUAUUCGUAGGGGUUGGAUCACCAUCAACAACAUCAGCAUCAUGAAGGGUGGCUCCAAGGAAUAUUGGUUUGUGUUAACGGCUGAGUCAUUGUCUUGGUACAAAGAUGAAGAGGAGAAGGAGAAGAAGUACAUGUUGCCACUUGAUAACCUGAAGCUGAAGGAUGUGGAGAAAGGUUUCAUGUCCACCAAACAUGUCUUUGCAAUCUUCAAUACAGAGCACAGAAAUGUUUAUAAAGACUAUCGCCAAAUUGAAUUGGCUUGUGAGUCCCAGGAGGAUGUGGACAGUUGGAAAGCAUCAUUCCUGAGGGCGGGGGUCUAUCCAGAGAGGGAGAAUACUGAGAAUGAUGAGGGGGGCAGCAGUCCAGACACAUUUUCAAUGGACCCGCAGCUGGAGCGACAGGUUGAAACGAUCCGUAACCUGGUGGAUUCCUACAUGGGAAUCGUCAAUAAAUCGAUCAGGGAUCUGAUGCCAAAGACCAUCAUGCACCUCAUGAUCAACAACACCAAGGACUUUAUCCACUCGGAGCUACUAGCUUUCCUGUACUCGUCCACUGACCAAAGCAGCUUAAUGGAGGAGUCGGCUGAGCAGGCACAGAGACGUGAUGAAAUGUUGCGAAUGUAUCAUGCCAUCAAAGAAGCUCUGCGCAUUAUCGGGGACAUCAGCACCACCACCAUCACUGCACCCCUGCCUCCCCCAGUUGAUGAUUCCUGGCUUUCUGCCCAGUCAGGAGGUCACAGUCCGACACCUCAGCGUAGACCCCACUCUGCAGUGGGUCCACCAGGUAGACCACCUGGGGUCCGAGGAUCGACUCCAGGUCCUAUGUUAAUACCAACUCCUGUGGGAGGUUUUGGUGCUCCUCCUAUUCCAUCCAGACCUGUUCCCACUAAUGAUGCCUUCGGGGUACCACCUCAGAUUCCUUCCAGGCCAGCACGUAUCCCACCUGGCCCUCCUGGGCUACCCAGGCGUCCUCCUCCAGCAGUGCCUUCAAGACCUGGCUACUGAAUGUGUCCCACUAUUUUCUACCUGUUUUGGCAGACUAUUUAUGUAAUUGCAGUUGCACGUCCAGAUUCUGUGAAAACUCCCCAUCUCAGACUCUUGCCUGCUGCUCCCUACAGUAAUACAAACCCUCUCCAGUAGCCUGGGCAAAAAUUGUUACUCUGUCAUUACUCUACUCUUCCCUAACUUUGUUUAAAGAAGAUCUGUCUGAUCUGUUUGGGAUUUGUUGAAAGUUACAUUUUUAUUGGAUCUGAAUGUGGGUUUGUACAAUAUUUGACAAUCAACUUGUUCUAAUUUAUAAAUCUUGAUCAAUCUACAGUGAGGCAAUAAGGGUUCCAUAUGCUUUAAUGCUGAUGGUCGAAGAGUGAAGUUCUGGACCAGAGGUGUUUUAAAAUAAAAUAUAGCUAUAGCUAAAUUGGUUUAAUUUGGGAGUCUGGGAAGGGCCUAGAAAGCUGAAGACAAAAAAAUCUUUCCUGGCAUUUUAUGUAGAUACUGGCAUGAUUUUUGUAGGAUGAUAACCUGACGUAUAAGGGGCUGUCUGCCAUAGUGGAGAUCUGCAGAAGAGUUGAAGAAUUUACUGGCUGGGCAAAAGUAAAUUCUGGAAGGUGAAUUUGACGGGUUUAGUGAGACUGCAGGAAUUGUACCCAUGUAUAGCUGUGGUCAAAUUAGGGUUUCCUGCAUGGGGGCAAGUGUUUAGAAAAAUUUUCCAUUACUCCAGCAUUUGAGAGUGACCACUCCUCUCCAGUCCUUCUACCCAAAGGCAGGAUUAAGUGUGAAACUGGUACAAAGUAUCCUAAAUAACCUUUACAAAUUCUGUAGUGUUGAGACAAGCGGGUGAGUGGUGUGCAAACAGGUAGGAAAGCAGCUCCCACCCUCACCCCAGUUAGAGUUUUCAGUAUUAGGAUUGCAAGCCAAUUUUCUAAUCCGGUGUAAUUUGUUCCACACACAACAAAUGAUUCACAAAUGUAAUUAUUAAAAAGUUUGCUUUCUAUCCAGUUUCUCACUUUGAAUGUUAAACACAAGUAGAAUCACGUCCAUACGCUAUCCACAUACUCCCCAAUUAGGGAAUUUACUUUUUAGGCAACACUCAAAUUCUUAACUUCAGAAGAGAUUGGGAACAGAUUUGUGGUGAAUAGCUUUUGCAACUGGAGGAAGGCAUGUAGUGGAGCUCCCCCAGGACAGGUACUAGGACUGCUGCUUUUCUUGAUCUACAUUAAUGACUUAGACUUAGGUGCACAGAGAACAAUUUCAAAAAUUUGCAGUGGCAUGUACAAAAUGGACUAAAUAGCCUCCUGUGCCAUAAUUAUUGAUUCCAUAAAUUCAGCAAUCGAGCAGCGUUUUCUUUGCAUGGUGCUCUUACCUUCUGUAUAUUUUUGCUUUUUGUAAAUUACCUUUGGGAAUAAAAUUAUUUUGUACAGAUUGGUAUGUGAGGAAGGCUGUUGUUUAAUUUGAAAUACUAUAGUUCAAAACCUAGUUGAAUUGAUGCAGCUUUUGAAUGUCACCUGGAAUGGAGACUUCCAGCUUUGUUGGGGGAAGCAGAAUCACCCAAGAGGUUGAAGCUGUAUGAGUCUAGUGCUAGCUUUAGUUUGAAUUUUUGCCAUGUUGAAUCAUUUCAUGGGAAAUGAUUGAAACAUCACAUUAAUAGAAGCCAGCAACUAUAACAAGGCAGAAGUUUCUAUCCAGAUGUUAGGAUAGUGUAUAUCAAGCAAAAAUGAGGAUAGCAGCUGACCAGUGUACACUCCAGGACUUAAGUAUCAGGAAUGUAACACGACGCUCACUGAGCUGGUUAAUUAGUUUGCAGACGUUUCAUUACCCUGCUGGAUAACAUCCUCAGUGCAGCCUCCAAUGAAGCGCUGUUGUGUUUUUCUGCCUGGUAUUUAAACUCUGGAGUCCGUGUGGAGUUGAUUACCUCAUUUCUAGUUUUUCUUCGCAGUGAUUGUGUAUAUAGGGUCUAAUUUGUCAUGUUUACUGAUGGCCUUCUUGGUGGAGAACCAGGCCUCUGGAAAUACCCAUGCUUGUCUCUGUUUGGCCUGUCCUAGGAUUUGACGUUGUCCCAAUAGAACUGAUAGUUCUCCUUAUCCAUGUGAAUGGAGACAAGUGAGUACUGGGCAUGUCUUUUUGUUACUAGGUGGUGGUCAUGUUUUCUUGUGGCCAGCUUCCUCCUCGUCUGUCCAAUGUAAUGUUUGUCGCAGUCCUUACAAGAAAUCUUGUAUAUCAUGUUGGUUCUGUCCAUAGUGGGUAAGAGGUCUUUGGUUUGAGUUAGCAGUUGGUGUAAAUUUGUGUGCCACUUUGAUGACCAGUGGUGUUAGGAGUCUUGUGGUCAGUUCAGAUAUGUUCUUGAUGUACGGUAACGUGACAAGUGUAGUAGGGCAUACUGUAUCUUUUGUUGUGUGUGAGAUUUUCACACCCCUUCAUUUGUGGGUGUUGGGGCGGUUACUGUUGAAAUUCAGGACUUGAUCUGUGCGUAUGGCCAUUCUUUGUACUUUCGUCAGAAAUUCCCCUGUUGGCCCUGCAUUCUACCAUGAUGUCCAGGAAUGGGCGCUGUUCAUUCCUUUCUUCUUCCCUGGUGAAUUUGAUACAGUUAGUGUGUCUCCUCUAGUUUAAUCCAUUUGAUGGCAAAAGUGUCAUCCAUGUAUCGGAUCCAUAGUUUAGGUUGAAUCUGUGCAAGGGCCAUGCUUUCAAAUCUCUUAUCACCGCUUCUACUGUUAGUCCGGAGAUGGGUGACCCCAUGGGUGUCCCGUUGAUUUGUUCAUAGAUUUGGCCAUUAAUGAUAAACUGGGUCGUGAGGCACAGGUCCAGUAGUUUCAGCAUUUUGUCUAUGGAGAUGGUGUUUCUCAGGUCUCGUUCUUUUAGUAGUGUUGCUCGUGUUUCUCUUGGCAGUGGUACGUCAAUUGAUUGUGAAUAGGGCGGUAAUGUCAAAAGGACAUACCCCGAUUCUAUGGCCUCCCAAAGGUACACAAACCGGAAGUACCCAUCAGACCGACAAUCUCCCACCCAGGUUAGCGAAGGAAUUACAACCACGACUAAAGCAUCUCAUCAGCGACUCAAUCCAUUCAGCCCAUCAAAGAAAUAAGAAUAGAUGAGGAUGAGACCAUGGUAUCCUUUGAUGUUACUGCCUAUUCACAUCGAUUGACCUACCACUGGCAAGAGAAACACCACUAAGAGAACAAGACCCGAGAGAAAACAUCUACACAGAGUUUAAAUACCAGGUGAGAAAACAUAACAGCGCUUCAUCAGAGGCUGCACUGAUGAUGUUACCCAGCAGGGUAAUGAAAUGUCUGCGAACUAACGAACCAGCUUGGUGAGCAAACCAACUACAGCAUCCACAACACAAGCUACAAAUCUAUUCAAGAACCUUAAUGUAACACUAUAGUAUUAAUUCACUUCAGAUAUUAUGGAAUACCCAUGAAAUGAAUCUAAAACUGUUUUAACUUUCACCAAGCCUUGUUUACCUACCAUCAUUGUGCUCCCCCUGCAAUACAAUUGCAGUUGAUCAAACACCAGUGCCGUUUGGCCGAUCCUUUACAUAGUAUCAUCUUUUCAAAUCUCUACCAUGCCUACAUUCUUCAGCUCUUCUAAUUCUGGCCUAGUUAGAAUCUGCCCAGUUUAUCACUAUCAAUGGCAACUAUGAUUUGUCAUUUAAACCAGAGCUCUGGAGUUCCCUCCCACACGAGACUCAUUGAAAUAAAUUCCAUCAUUUUAUUAAGAAACUAUCUCCCUCCAAAAAUAUUCAAGGACACUUGUCAAAUGGUGGUUCAAAAAGUGUUCCUAAACACAACCCUCAAAUGUUUCCUCCGUUCCAAAUGGGCAAUCAAAACAUGACUGUUUUAGAUUUUCCAAAGUGAGGAAACCUCCUUUCUUGUACCUUGUGAAGGCACAUCAGAUGUUAUGUCUCCAUCAAAUCACCUCUUAUUCUUUAAGCUUCACUUGAUACAAGACUAGUCUGUCCAACCUUUUCUGAACCUGCUCAUUCCAGAUAUUAAACCUCAAUUAUUUCUAACACAUUUACAUCCUUAAAUAAGGAGACCAUAUUGUGUAUAAUACUGCAGAUGUGGUUUCACCAAUGCCCUGUAAAGCCAAAGCAUAACCUCCUUACUUUUGUAUUCAAUUCCCCUUGCAAUAAUUCCAAUUACUGCUUGUAUCUGCAUACCAACCUCUUGUGAUUCAUGCAUUAGGACACCCAGAUCUCUCUAUGUUAAGCUUUUGAAAUAAUGAUUUAGAUACUUUGUCAAAAUGGACCAUUUAACACUUGCCAGAUCUUCGACCACGCAAACUACCUGAUCCCUUUGUACUCUGUCUUCCACAAAAUUUUACAUUCUUACCAGAAAAUGACCCAUUCAUGGCUUUUGUUUCCUGUUAGCAUACUGCCCUGGAUAGAAGAUUGACGAGCUAUCUCAUAUACAAACUUUUUAUUUUCUGCUCCAGCUUUCUGAAUCCAGUACAUCCCCUAAUUUCCAGUUACCUACAUCACCUAUUAUUCCUCAAAACACUCAUUAGUUAAACAUGAUUUCCCUUUCCCAAAAAUCACUGUCUGCCUGAUUACUUUGAAUCUUUUCUAACUGCCCUCCUGUAACAUUUUGUUUUUAGUUCCUAAAAUCUGCCAUAGGGAUGAUGCUAAGCUAACAGGCCUGUAACUUCCUGUUAGUCUCUUUUUUGAUUUUUUUUUUUUUUUAAAAUUGCUACAUUCAAUCCUCCAACCUAAAAAGGAGUCUUCCCUGAAUCUGGGGGAUUUUGCAAAAUUAAAACCAUACAAUCAGCAAGCUUGCUACUUUUAAGACACUGGGAGGAAGACCAUUUAGACCCAGGCAUUUGUCCGCCUGUAGCUCCAACCAUUUACUACUUCUCCAAUUGUAAUUUUCUCCAAUUUUCCCUUCCAUCUUCUGAAUGACGGUUAUUUCUGGGAUGUUACUUAUAUCCUCCAAUAAAAAUCAAUGCAAAAUACCUGCUCAAUUAAUGUGCCAUCUCAAUUCUGUUAGUUCUCCAGACUCUCUCUACAUAGGAAACAUGCUGACUUCUUAAUGCCAACUAUUUAUCGAACUCUUCUAUUCCUAGCCAGUGCUCUCUAGUACUCAGCAAUUUUCCCCUCUAUUUUUGUUACUUUUUAUAUUCUAGUUUUCUGACCGGACAUUCAUCUUUGCAUAAUUAUGCUUUUUUUUCCCUUUGAAGCUUGAUACCAUCCUUAACCAAUUUUUUACUUAGUCACAUAUAGUGGGAUGUCUCCUUGGAAUUUAGUUUUUCAGUAAUAUACUUAAGGAGCUAUUUCAGAAAUAUAUAUAUGUCUCUGCAACUCGAUCUGUUUGCUAGAUCAAUUUCCCAGUUUAUUUUAGUUAUCUCUACUUCCGUGCCUUCAUAAUUGUUCUUACUAAAGUUUGAAAUAACAGUCCUUGACUUGCUUUUAUCAAGCUCAAGCAGAAUAUGAAAUGCAGCCAUUGUGGUCCCUUCAUUAUAGAAUCAUUCAUUAAUUCUAUCAUGUUACACAAUAUUAUGUCUAGUAUCCUGCUGUCUGGUUGGCUUCAAAACAUGCUGUUCCAAGAAACUAUACAGGAAACAUUUUAUGAACUAUAGGAAUAUUAGAGCAAGAGUAUGCUAUUUAGCCUGUUGAGCCUAUCCUUCCAUUCAGUAUAGUCAUGGCUGAUCAAUGUCUUUUACCCAUCCCAUCUCUAUAACCCUUUUUGCCAUUGUUAAUCAGAAAUCUAUCAACCUCUAUCUUAAAACAUAACGAUUGAGCUUCCACAGGCCUAGGAGUAGAAACAAUUUUCAUCACUGUCAUAAAUGGCCCCAUUAUUUUUAUAAUUGUGUACCCUGGUUCUAGACUCCCCAGGUAAGGGAAGCACUUUAUUUGAAUCUACCUGUCUAUCCCUUAAAAGUAUUUGUGAGAUUUCAUUCUUUGAAACUCGAGAAUACAGGCCCAGUCUGCCUGAUCUCUCUCCACAGGAUAGUCCUGCCAUCUCAGAAACAAGUCUGGUGGACCUUUGCACUCCCUCUACGGCAAUACGUUUUGGAAUAAGGAGACUAAAACUGCACGUGGUACUCCGGGCACAGUCAAAGCAAGCUCCUACACAAAUUGAAACAAUACUUCACUACACUCGUAACGAGAUUCUCUUGCAAUAAAGACUAACUUUGCAUUA